Pecten maximus is the source of this 2880-nucleotide messenger RNA. RefSeq names its product suppressor of tumorigenicity 14 protein-like. Bases 63 to 2816 code for a protein of 917 amino acids. The transcript has 16 exons. Gene Ontology annotation, molecular function: protein binding; serine-type endopeptidase activity. Gene Ontology annotation, biological process: proteolysis. NCBI's taxonomy places the organism in Eukaryota, Metazoa, Mollusca, Bivalvia, Pectinida, Pectinidae. The record is from RefSeq and is a predicted model, not a curated record.
AAGUCUUAUCUUCCUGAAGACAACACCUGUCCUCUCGUGUCGGACACUGACUUACCUUAAGUAUGAAGACAAGGCUCUGUGUUGUUUUGACCUUACUCUACAUCUGUAUCGUUAACGCAGAUUAUGGCCAUUCUGGUUGUAAUAGUCCGUCGUAUCUGACCAGUAACUACGGGCGUAUCCUCUCACAAAGUGGAUACGGAUCCUCCAGCUCGAAAUAUGGAAAUAACAAUGACUGCACGUGGAGGAUCAAUGCUCCAACUGGCAAGGUCAUCCGGCUGACCUCAGCAAACUUCCACCUGGAGGCCGAUAAUCAAUGUAGCUAUGACUUCCUCGCGGUGUAUGACGGAUCCUCGUCCGGGGCCAAGCUGAUAGGCAAGUUCUGUGGUACCCAGUCAGUGAGCGUCGUUUCGUCUGGAACCCAUCUCUUCCUCGAGUUUAUCACAGACGACAGUGUCCAUUUCUCUGGAUUUCAGUUAAAUUACAGAUUUAUCCAGUCCACUAGUUCUUGCGGAGGGAAUGAUCACAUGUGCCCUAAUCACAAGUGUAUCCCUCACAGCUUCCUGUGUGACGGGGACAACGACUGCGGAGAUCACAGUGAUGAAGCUUCCUGUUCCGGUUCGGGUGCUGCUAAUUGUAAUGCCGGUGAAUUCGCCUGCCCGGAUCACUCUUGCAUACCAUCCUCCUGGAAAUGUGACGGUGAUAAUGACUGUGGCGAUAAUUCCGACGAACGCAAUUGCGCAGUCUCGACCACAUCUUCUUCCGGUGUAUUCACGCAUGUUGGUGAUUCCGGAUGUGGAAACAAGGCAGAUAAUAACGGCACUUCCGGUAGUUUCAGCAGCAAGAAUUAUCCUAACAAUUAUUCACCUAAAAUGUCGUGUCGAUGGGUGAUCAACGUCCCCGCCGGAAAGGUAAUACAACUUACAUUCAACAACAAUUUCAAUGUGGAGUCGUCCAAUGGAUGUACUUACGAUAAGGUGACGGUCUAUAAUGGAGGGUCACUCCAGGUCAUUGGAGAGUAUUGUGGAAGUUCAGCGCCUGCUCCAGUCGUUGUUAAUAGCAACCAUGCUGUAGUUGUAUUUACUUCGGAUAGCAGCGACCAAUACACGGGAUUUCAAAUCAACUGGUCAGCUGUUGAUGCCGGUGCCUCCGUCACAACUUCACGCCCAGGAGCUGCCAGCACGUGCACGAAGGAUAUCCAUUUUACUUCCCAGGGAGUAAUCACCACCCCCGGAUUUGGUCUCCAUAGUAACUACCCAGCAGACAGCCACUGUAUCUGGAGACUCUUCGCGCCAGCUGGAAAUAUCAUCAGACUCCACUUUACCAGUUUUGGCGUCGAAGGAGGUCGCUCUUGUCCGUUCGAUGCUGUCCAUGCUUUUGAUGGCUCUUCAUCUGCUGGAACCGAGCUCGCCAAUGUUUGUGGGAAUCAUAUACCAGCAGAUAUCCUCUCCAAGACAAACGUCAUGUUUGUUAGUUUCAACUCGGACGCAGAUACGCAGGACAUAGGAUUUAACGCUACGUACACCUUUGAGAAGGUACAAGUGUCCCCUGUGUCACAGCUGACUGACGCAGCUUGUCAUGCCUCGACUGCGCCUAUACUCAACAGUACUUCUGGUGUGAUUAUCUCUGAGGGUCGCGCUGACGGCCAUCGUUACCCAGACAAUCUGAACUGUCGCUGGGCACUAAACGCCCCUCCUGGCAAAGUCAUCACGCUCACCUUUAAUGACUUUGACGUCGAGAAGGACACUGACUGUGAUUACGACUCUCUAAAAAUAUAUGACGGUUCUUCAGCGCAUGCGCACCUUAUGGGAACUUAUUGCGGAAUAACAUAUCCCAGCACGAUAACGUCUACCGGAAACCAUAUGUAUAUCCGGUUCAACACGGACGACAGUGAGGGAGGCGCUGGGUUUAACAUCACGUACACAGUACACGAUCCCAUCCCUACAUGUUCACCGACGCAGUUCACUUGCUCCGACGGCAAAUGCAUUAGCAACACUGCCGUGUGUGACAACCACAGGGAUUGUACGGACGGGGGCGACGAACAACUGUGUGCUAACAGUGGAACAUGUGGAAGGCCUGCUAUUACUCCGUCGCUAGGAAACAACAAAAUAGUCGGAGGUAAAGAGGCUGUUCCGAACAGUUGGCCAUGGCAAGGAUCUUUGACAUUCGGAUCAUUUCACGAGCACCUUUGUGGAGCGACCUUAAUCAGUCCCCAUUUCGCCGUCACAGCGGCACACUGCUUUGAGGAUGACCGGACGCCUCGCCACUGGCAGCUGGUACUGGGGAAACACCAUUUGAAGCAACACGAUUCUCACCAGGUUACCGUCGACAUCGCUAAGAUCAUGGUCCACGAGCACUACGACCCUGACGCCACCAGCAAUGACAUAACACUGCUAAAACUGGCCACACCUGUGCAUCUUAACGAUUACGUCAAUGUAGCGUGCCUGCCGUCUCAGCCAGUCAGGGAUAACCAGGAAUGUUACACCACAGGAUUCGGUGACGUUCUAGGUACGUGUUGUGCCGAUGUCCUUAAACAAGCCGCCUUACCGAUCGUCAAUAUUAACACGUGUAAUAGCUCGAGCUAUUUGGACGGACAAGUGUUGGACACGAUGAUAUGUGCUGGCUAUUCCAAAGGUGGCCAUGACUCAUGUCAGGGUGACAGUGGUGGUCCUUUGGUAUGUAAUAUUGGCGGGAAAUGGCAGCUGGAAGGAAUUGUUUCCUGGGGCAUAGGAUGUGGAGACCCUAACCAGCCCGGCGUUUACACUCGAGUAUUUAAAUACGUACAGUGGGUACAACAACACAUAGCGGCUAAUUCCUAGUCAGAAAGGACGCACCUCUUUACAUAGAUUAACAAAUUACCAAUAAAUAACAUUUAAAAUUGUU